Pecten maximus is the source of this 9356-nucleotide messenger RNA. RefSeq lists its product as uncharacterized. Gene Ontology annotation, molecular function: chromatin binding. Lineage: Eukaryota; Metazoa; Mollusca; Bivalvia; Pectinida; Pectinidae. The record is from RefSeq and is a predicted model, not a curated record. The transcript has 6 exons. Bases 86 to 2521 code for a protein of 811 amino acids.
AUAUCGUGUAGGACCACGUUUUCUGACUGUAAAACCCACAGCGCCCUCUGACGGAUUUAACUGGAACGAAGCCAUCAGUAGAAACAUGGCGACAGACUCGACAGAGCAGGUCGCAGGAAAAGUUCCUUGUGCCUCCGACGAUGAGGAUAAGAAACUGACAAGUAUUGGUCUGUGUAAAGAACAUAUAAAGACUGAACAACCUUCAGGUGAAAUAUCAAACAGUGAGAUAAGUGAAUCCAGUGACAGCAAUAAUGGAGCGACCAGUGAGAGUAGUGUGGGUAACAAUAGCACGAGUAGUGACACAAGUCUCUCCCCAGUCAGGCGCGUGUUCAAAACAGUGACUGGCAGCAGUGGUAGGACUUACAAAUUCAAACGUACACUAGAUGAUUCAGGGAUAGAUGUCGAACUGCCAUCAUCUCUGCUAGCAAAGCAACCUAGGGUGCAUCUCGGUGAACGUAUCGCAAUAUCUGGUGACGGCCACAUGUACAGUGUUCAAAGUCCAGGCAAACAUUCAUCAAAAAAUAAGAAGAUGAAAGAAAAAAAGAAGAAAAGCAAAUCAAGUAAAAACAUAACAGAGACAUAUUUGCCCAGUCGACGAGUUAAGCGUGAAGCUAGUUUGAAUGCUGCUGCACGUGUUAAUAUAAUGUAUGAAAAGGAUGUGUCGCCACCAAAAGUCGGCAGAAAACCUAGUUCGUCAUCUACUGCAAGUGCUGUUACUAAAAAAUCAAAUGUGACACCAAAGAAAAGUUUAUCAAAGAAGGUUAAUAAAGACAGUGACAAAAACAUCAAGAAGACAAAGGGAAAAGUUGAAUCGGGAAAAUCAAAAGACAGAACAAAAUCAGCCGUAAAAAGAUUAAAGGUAGACAAAGAAAUGAAAGGUAGGAAAGUGACACCAAAUAAAAACGGAACAUCACCCAAAAACACAAAAACUAAAUCUAUUGUAUCUAAAUACAAACGACUUAGUGGAAAUAAGGCUAACAAAAGUAGUGAUAGGACACUUAACAAGACAAAGAAACUAGAUAAUAAACAAACAAAGAAGAGGAAAUUUUCUGAUAAAGAUCAGAUAAAGUCAAAAACAAAAAAAGUGAAAACGGACACUCAAAGGGCAGCGAGAACGGAUUUGUCUACAGCCCCCAAAAAGCAAUACCCUGGUGUUCAGUGUAUGGGCUGUUACCAACAUGCAAUGUGUUCAUCUAAAGGGAAGUUAUAUUGGGGAAAUUCUGACUUUGGUGAGGGUAAGGAAGGAGAAAUCAUAUCGGAGGAGACAGGUUGUCACCUCGACUCCAGUCCACCCUCCUACACCAGCGUGCCGCCCCAUGUACAGAUUGUGGAGGGAUCACCGUAUGUGAACACGGUGGUGCCACACCAAACUUUGCCAGCUUGUCCGCGCUGUGCACAGAGGAGCGGCCUGAUCACAACCCCACCCUGCCAGUCCUAUACACUGGGAGGUCUCGGCAGCAUCAGUUCUGUACAAGUGGUGUCAUAUCCACAGCAUUUUGGCAGCUCUUUCCCAAUAACCUACCCUACCAGCCACUCAGCUCUACCUCACUGUGGUUGCGGAGCAUGUUACAGUGCCUCUGGUAUCUACUAUCCCUCGACAACUACACCCAUGCCCCACCAACCCCUUCCCCAUGACACCUGUCAUGGAGCUCCCACCUCCAUACACGUCGCAGAGUCUGAGGAAUCUAAGAGUGAUGUGGACAUUGAUGUUGGUGAGCCAGACGACAUCAAACCUAUCAUGUCCUCUGUGACCCUCAAGGAAACGAGCAAUGAAAAAUCGCAGAGGAAAACGUCAGUGAGUAGUAUGAAGGGUGGCUCACAGAAAAAAUCAGCAGAUAAAAAGGUCACCCUUCAAGAAUCCAAAGCAAAAAAGGCAGCGGAAAAAGUGUUUGAGAAGCAAAAAAGUAAGGAAAUGAAGAAGAAACCAAAAUAUAAUAAGAGCAUAUCUCGCCAUGGAUGGGAGUUCGAUGGAGAGCCAGAGAGAAAGAAAGUCAUGUCUUUGUGGCUUGGAAUGUCUGUGGAGACUAACUGUUACCAGGCUAUCCGCCAUGUUGAUGGUGACCUUAUCAGAGUGAGAGAAUGUGUCCUGUUGUGCUCCGGACCUAAAAAGACAGACAUUCCAUAUGUAGCCAAGGUGACCAACUUCUGGGAACAUCCACACGAUGGUGAGAUGAUGAUGAGCCUCCUGUGGUACUACCAGCCAGAACACACAGAGUCGGGACGGAAAUCUCACCAUGCUGACUGUGAAGUGUUUGCCUCCAAACACAAGGAUGAGAACAGUGUGGCAUGUAUAGACGACAAGGGCUACGUACUGACAUUCGCAGAGUACUGCCGGUACCGAGCAGAAGUACAGAGACAAGAAAGUGGAAUCCCCCCUCAGCCUAAGGUUGUGCCUAGUCCAGAGGAUGAUUACAUCCGCUGUGGAAAGCUGCCCCCACAGGGAUGUGACCCCAACAAUGUCUACCUGUGUCGACAGGUGUACGACUUCAAACUCAAAAGAAUACUCAAGAAUCCAUCCUGACAAUUAAACAAACCCUACAGAAUGAUGUACAACCUCAGGGAAUCUUCUCAUCAAUAUUCGUCAUCUGUCAACAUUCAUAUCCCAGAUAUCUAACUACAGAAAACUUUAACUCUCAGUUUCAGUCAUUCUCAGAAGUAUCCUUAUACAUGUGGUCUUAGCCUAGUUGGGUUUAAACAGUUGUAUUAACAAUGACUUUUGUCAGGUUUAUUUGACUAGUUGUAUAUUAGCCAAUUGUUAAAUGGUAUUCCAUACUGGUCAUGAUUAAAUGAAGCUAGUUUAAAUUCAGUUUUCACAUUUAUUCCUGGAACAGAUCCGUGCCAUAUUCAGUCUGAUAAACUCACAUAUUCCUAUGGGUAUCAAAUCUCCCAUUUUAUCUGUUCAGAAUGUUAUAUAUUUAGUCCAUUAGUAAUGUAAAAAAAAAUCCCACUUUAGCACUGAAUUAUCAGCUAUCUCUGCUGUGAUUGCCAAUGUUAAUAGUAACAUUAAGGAUUGAAGUGACAUUAUUUUCUGAUGUGUAGUUGAUAAUUCAUUGCCUACAAAAACAAGAAAUCUUAUUUGAUUUUUUUCAGCUUCACUUUCCUUCCCUUUCAGCCUAUAAUGUCAAGUGUAUUGCUUUCAUUUAACCGAGUUGCUUGCUUUUGUAGCAUUAUUUCAUUACAAUAUUUUACUUUUUAUAUCGUCUAAAUUACGCCCAAUAGAAUCUCUAUUUUGUAUUAUUUUAACCUUAAUUCUGUUUUUUACUUAAAAUUGAAAGGUUCCUUACUUUUGACUGUAUAAUGUAACUGGGUUCAUACUCUCUGUAACCAUUCCCAUGCUCAAACUCAAGACUGUGUGUACUAAAGCUCACAUCUGUGUUGGAGAAUCCUUAAUAAAAAUGUUUGAGAAUCCUACAUAGAAAGGAAAUACAUUUUUUUUAAAAAAAAUUUUUUUUUUUUUUGGUAUUUAGCACAGACUUAUAAUUUUCCAUUUGUAAUGUUGCUUUUAAACUUUGCAGAAUCGGUAUUAGUUACAACAAAUCAGUUUCUGCACUUACAGUAACUAAAGUUGAGCAGGAGACGGUUUUGUGAAUGCCUUACUCUUGACUGGUAUCCAUUCUGCCCAUUUUUAUCUUGCUGUCAUCCACUGUUCUUGUCUGUCCCCUAAUAGAUCAGACACUCUCCAGUGUUUCCACUUAGUAUACACUCCCUAGUCCUAAUUGGUGGUUAUAGUUUGGACUUUGGAAAGAUGAGAUUUGAACUACUACAAAGUUGUACAGAGAAGACUGGACAUUGUACAUCAUUUGGUAGGGUUUGGAUUUGCCAGAGCGGAAUGCUUGUAAUAUUAUAUGUGUGUUAAAUACACUAUUGAGUGCAAUAACUGUGAGAUGCCUUUUACAUAUUUUAUUAUUAACAAUAUAUUGUUGUUUUAAUGAGGGAGAUUUUGUGGUUUUUAGUAAAAAAAAACAAGAUUAUGAGUAAUGAAAUGUGAACCGAUAUGGUCGAUGAAUUAAUAUACACUUGGAUUUGUAAAUAUGAUGUCUUAAUGAUGAGACUUAACAUUGUACUUAACAUGACACCCAGCUGUAGCCAGUGUGUAGUGUAUGUCACAGGUUAUACACACAAAAUCAGAGAGAGAGAGAGAGAGAGAGAGAGAGAGAGAGGAGUAUCAAAGUGUUCAGAUGUAACACAGUAAAUAGAAAGUUUUGGCAUGCUUGUCCGUUAUAAACUAUUUUGUUUAAUGAGUUGAUGUAUGUGUGAUCACAGUCUGAGGUGUACAAUUCACCCCCUCCUGUAAAGAUACCUAUUUGUGAAUAUUAUGUACUAGAGAAGAGUCUUUGCCUUACACAUUGAGAUGAUUUUAUUUUUGUGAUGCACCUGUUUCAAAAUAUUUUAUGAGAGUACCAAUAUUGUGUGAUAGAUAAGUGUCUCCUGCAUGUUGAAUUAUUAUAAAAUUAUUGACCAAUCACGUUGUGUCUAUUAUAGAGCUGACCAAUCACGUGGUGUCUAUUAUAGAGCGGACCGAUCAUGUUGUGUCUGUUAUAUAAAUGACCAAUCAAUCAUGUUUUACAUGGGGGGAGGGAGGGCGGAGUGUUAUAUGCUCUAAAACAUGUAUAGUUUGGUUAUUUGAUGGCUUAUGCUUUAAAACAUUUAUGGUUUGGGUACAAGCAAAAACAAAAGAGGUCUUUGUUUGGGUACAACCAAAAACAAAAGAGGUCUUUUUAAUAGUAACAUACUUCCUUAGGUAGAUUUAAGUCCUGGGUAGUGUUAUUGACUGUAUGUAUGUUGGUGCAGGAUCGAGAGAUACAAAUGUAUGGUGUGUAUACAUGUACAGGAUAUGUCUUACCUAGUAUGGUUAGAUGUUGUUAUAUUACCGUGGAAAUCCUUGUUCUGUUGGUAGUCAUUGUUUUAAGUAUACAGAUUAUGGCUCCUGCAUGCAGUUGUGUAUCGUUAGACAGCCAAUACCUAGUCCCUUGUUGUGAUUGUGAAUAUUUUUGUCUUAUUAAGUUUUAGAUAUUUCCAUUCCGUUCUUUUAAGAAAAGUAUAGAGGUUAUAUUUACUGUGAGGUGUUAUGUCCUUUUUCCAGUGCUUGUAUCCUACAUGUACCGAGGUCCAAGCAUUUCCCAUUGUAGUAUUUUUAAUUAGCUUUACAGUAAAGAAGGCAAUAAAAGCAAGUUGUUUUCCUUACCCAGAAGUAAAAAAAAAACUUUGUGAUAUUUAAAGUAUGUAGGUCAUUUUCAAAGGAAUUUAUUUUUUGUACAGAUGCAUUGGUACACUUUUCUGGUAGCCUUUUUACUUCUGUUAUGAGAGACAGUAUACCUAGUGCACUAUGUACGUCCACAUAAAGAGUCCUACCUGAAACGAUCGUAUGAAAACUGGUGAUAUUUUGGUAACCUGUAAUUAUUUUUGACGGCUCUAUUACUUUUCUAAGAAAAUUACAAUAAAUAAGUAAAGACUUUACUUUUCUUUAAAAGUGGAGAAAAUGAUGUUAGGUUUGACUAAUGAUGUCUUAUUAACAAUUGACACACGCACUCAUUGUUAUGUAAUUCUUUUUCAGUUGAUAAAAAAUGAUGAAUUUUACGCUAAAAAGAGUUACAGCAUCUCAAUAUAACGAACAGCAUUCUUGUUCUAAGUCUAUACAAUGUGGACUCUAAAAUCUUAUAACCUAAGAGGCCUCAGUUUAUUUGCCCUAAUGAAUUUUUGUGUCAACGGCUGUUGAGAAAAUAAUGACAAAAUAAUGAUAGAAUAUUGAUAAAUAUUCAUAACCUAAAACCUCACUGCACUGAUAAAGUAUAAUGGUAGUAAUUCUGGGGUCUAUAGUAUCUUGAGGAAUGGUAUGAUCCUUUGAAUAUCAAAUAAGGCCACAUAUUCUCAGCUAUAUAGUCUAUAAUGGUUCUUUGAUACAGUUUCGAAAUACCCCUUCACACUAGCUGUUAAUAUUACGUAUUUGUAUACGUUUUAGAUGUGUAAUCUAGUCAUUUAUUAAAAAUUCAGUGUAAAGUAUGAUUUUAUGUAGAGUUUAUAGAAAAUAACAAUUUGUUCACACAUAAAAGAUUCACAUAUAUAUUAUUCUAGAGAUCUCUAGAGAUAAAUGCAGUAAUUCAAACCACUUACUGUUUAACCAGGGCCCAGUUCUAUCAAUAUUCCUGAACUUACCAUGGUAAGGAAAUUUCUUAACUUAAAAUUUCCUAGAGGAAAGCAUUUCAUUAUUGAAAGAAGGUUCCUUAAUAACUUUUAAAAAAUCUUAAAGCAUUACAGAAUGUAAUGAAAAGUUUCAGAACUUAGAAUUUUUUCUUAAAUCUAACAAUGCUUUCGUAUUAAAGAAGGAAUUUCCUUAAGUUAAGGAACGUUGAUGAAAAUGGAGCUAGCUCUGAUGUCUGUACUGGUACUAUAAUUAUUGCCUUCACAUCCCUACACUCGAUUAAUCUUGGUGGAAUUUUACUAAAAUCUAUAGUUUCUUUCUUUAUUGUUCAGGCAAAUGUGUCUCAGAAUUUAUAAGAUUAUAAUGCGAAGGUGUCUUGCAUACUGUUGUGUGUUGGUGAAUACCUGGCAUGUUGUUUUGUGAGGGUGUAUAUAUUGGUGGAGAGGAGAUUUUAGCUAGUAUUAAGUGUACAUGGUGAUAUAAGCUCCUGGUGUGCUGUGAUCUAUUUAACCCUUAUCAUUUUCUCUUUGUUGCUAUAGAUAAUUUGUUUUUGUUGUUGUCUGUUAUUGUAUCCAUAGUUUUAUCACAAAACCAGUGUUUGUUAUAGUGGAGAAAUUGAAAAAUAAUGUUUCAUCUAAAUCAUAUUUGAUAUUUUUAUUUCAAGUUUUUGAUGAUUCAUGCAUGAACAUGUUAAUUUCUGCCACCCUUUAUUACAAGUUAAUAAUUAGUACAAUUUCUUGGUGAUUAUAAAUUAAAUGAGGUGUAAAGUUGAUAGACAUUAUACAACAUUAUACAGAGUGUUGAUAUUCAUUAGUGGUAGUUUUUUUUAUGGCAUACAUUCAACAUAUACAUGUACUAGUAGUGAACUAAUUUCCAGUCUGUUUUGCUGAAGAGAACUAAUUUCUCCAGUCCCCUGGAGUUAAUUUAAUGUUUUAAUAAAUUACUAAUAAAUGAGGCCUAACAGGGUGAAUUAUUAUAGAUUAUGUCUAACCUUUGAAAAUGAUUUUUGUCUGUUUAUUAGAAAACUUUUUUUCUGAAAACAAUUGUUUUCUUCUGUACCCUGGGUUCAUUAUUAACACGUUCUUCUGUAGAAUUUUUUUUCUACCCCUUGGGGUUAAUUUUAUUCUGCUCUGUAUUUUAUGGACAUGGAGUUAGAGUACCUAUUCAGGUUAGAUGUGGAAUAUUCAAGUGCUACUCAGAUUUUAAGUUUUAACGAGAGGCGUUUUGUGAAGAACUGUUAACAUUAUGGACUCUGAUCCUGAUGUGUGGUAAUUUUGUAUAUAACGUUAACAUCAGUCAGAGGUACCACUAGAUAACCCGAGUGUGAUUGGAAUUAUCAAUAUAUAUAUGAUGCAGCCGAUACCAAAUUAUAAGAACUGUGUGUAAGAAUUACUUUUCCAGGGGAUAAAAAACCUUAAUACUGAAGUGAACAUGAUGAGCCAAUCUAUUCACCAAGGACUGUCAGAGUUGUAUCUAUGCAUGAGCAACUAUUACAUUAUUCAACAGUUCCCAUACACAGUGUAGAGCACCUGUUACAUAGAAGAAUCAUAAAUCAUUACAUUUGUACAUAUAUGUAUUGUAACAAACACACAACAUGUUAGAUAGAGACUCUACUUAUUUAUUUCAAUGCAAGUUUUCAAGAAUCAUAAUGUAUUCUUUGUACACAUAUUUCCAAAGACUGUAUUUUCUAUACAUGUACCAUGUAGGUCACCCAAUAACAGUACUCUACGCCCCAGAACCAGCAAGGAACAUUAACUUCUCACCCAACUAUACAAUUUGUUACUCAAAUCCAAUUAUGUUUUUGAAUUAUUGAAAGUUGUUUAGGGGAAAAAUUAAUUAAAAUGCAAUUACAUGUAUAAGAAACACAUUUGUAAGAUAAUAUUCAUGUUCAGUCAUUGCAGACAACAAUGAAUUUGUGGUAUACGCAUUGUGGUUAUGUCAUUCAGCUGUUACUGGUAUGCCUGCCUCUACAAAUUACAGCAACAUUGUUUUUUAUCGUAUGCCUUGAUUUUAUAUAGAAGUUGUCCAUGGUUAUGUCCAUAUAAGGAAUUGCCCAUGGUUUGUCAUGUCCAUAUAAGGAAUUGCCCAUGGUUUGUCAUGUCCAUAUAAGGAAUUGCCCAUGGUUUGUCAUGUCCAUAUAAGGAAUUACACAUGGCUUUCAUGUCCAUAUAUAUACACUUGUGUAAGGAAAAUCUCAUGGUUAGUCAUGUCCAUAUAAGAAAUAUUUUGUGUUCAUAUACAGAGAAUUGCCCAUGGUUUUCCAUUUCCAUAUACCGGUAAGGAAUUGCCCAUGGUUUGUUAUGUCCAUAUAAAGAAUUGCCCAUGGUUUGUUAUGUCCAAAUUAGGAAUUGCCCAUGGCUUGUCAUGUCCAUAUAAGGAAUUGCCCAUGGUUUAUCAUGUCCAUAUAAGGAAUUGCCCAUGGUUUAUCAUGUCCAUAUAAGGAAUUGCCCAUGGUUUAUCAUGUCCAUAUUAGGAAUUGCCCAUGGCUUGUCAUGUCCAUAUUAGGAAUUGCCCAUGGCUUGUCAUGUCCAUAUUAGAAAUUGCCCAUGGUUUGUCAUGUCCAUAUUAGGAAUUGCACAUGGUUUGUCAUGUCCAUAAUAAAUAUCAUAUGGAUAGUCAUGUCUAUAUAAGGAAUAGCUGAUGGCUUGUAAUGUCCAUAAGGAAUAUUCCAUGGAUUGUCAUGUCUAUAUAAGGACAAUCCUAUGCUGUUUGCCAUAAUUUUUAAUGUGCAUGUACAUAGGUAUUGCCUUUAAUUUGUUGAACUGUAAUGUGCAAUACUGAGUCCUUGUUGUAUAGCUGUGGUAACACGUCACUGAUGUUUGUAUACCUUUUAACUUAUCGUAAAUUAACACUGAGGUAAUCCAUAGUUAGAAUGUGUGGUGCACCAGUGACCUAUUGAUUGGAAUUCCAGUGGGCUAGACUAAAAAUCUGAAAUUUAUCCUGAAAUAUCAGAGAUCAAAAUUUUGAAUUAUAUCGCAUUGUAUCAAUGAAGAAAACUUUACUCAUUCAAGUGACGGGCAGUAGCCUAAAAAUUUGAUCUUUGAUGAAUUGGAUGUUUCCCAAGAGACCUACAAAGUUGGACAGUUUUGAUAUAUUAUACACGUAACAGAAUACUUAGGGGAAAUUGUUGCUUUUGCUCUGUCUCACUGGGACAUGUGUCAUUGAUACAGCUUGUUGCCAUGUGGUUAGACACCAAUAAACAUACUACACAGACAAA